Oncorhynchus keta (chum salmon) is the source of this 1257-nucleotide messenger RNA. Its product is annotated as transmembrane protein 106B-like. The record is from RefSeq and is a predicted model, not a curated record. The transcript is spliced from 8 exons. NCBI's taxonomy places the organism in Eukaryota, Metazoa, Chordata, Actinopteri, Salmoniformes, Salmonidae. Bases 204 to 968 code for a protein of 254 amino acids.
ACGACGUCUGUCUUUCAAAUGCUUCAAGUAGGAAGUGAAUUCGUCACUUCGCGAGACAAACUAUGUUGGAGAAAAUCCAAUAUUCAUUAAUCGUUGACUGGUAUAAAACAUGUUUGGCUGUGAGUACUUACCAUAUAACAAUUAGCAGCACUGAAAAUCUGACGGACAUCAGGUUAUAAGCAGGUAGGACGGUGUUUCAGACCAUGGUCACUGUCGGACACCCCAGUGCCUCCAAGGAGGGCACAGAGGCCAUCGUGCCUCAGGAACAAGAUCCAGAGAAGAGAAGAUUUCGGUCCCACUCCCAACUAUAUGGAGCCAUCGGGGACAGCAUAGGCAAUGUAGGAGAUAACUGCCCGACUUGUCGGGGAAUAGGGCGUAUUCCAAGAAAACAUGAUCAGCUAGUGGCAGUCAUCUCAUGUUCAGACAAAAGACUGAGGCCCAGCCGCACGAAACUCUACGUGUGUAGCUCGGUGGUGCUGUGUCUCCUGAUCUGCUUUCUGAUCCUCUUCUUCCUCUUCCCACGGAGUAUCUCACUAUCCCCUGUCACCGUCCAAUCAGUGAUGGUCUUCUUCACCCCAAACAAAGUUGAAAUGCAAGUCACUAAUGUUUUCAACUUCACCAAUGACAAUUUUGCGGAGAUGGAAGUCUUGGACUUUGAUAUGCAAGUCCUGAUCGAUGAAACCGUGAUGGGCAGAAUCAAGAUAUCUAAUAUGACCUCGGUCAAAUCACGUUCAGAGAAAUUGUAUACUGUUGUCAUACCCAUAAUAAUUGAGGACCCAGGCCUGAAUAAUUACUGCAAGUCAACCUCCAUAAGGAUUCACACCUUGUUCUUACUUUUGCAAAUGACAAUGAAUGUGUCCUACCUGGCUCACUCAGAGCAGCUGUCCAAAGACACAUUUGAGUACAUUGACUGUGGAGCCAACACCACCAUUCCCCACCCUAUCGGGCAAAUGAUUUUUGAACGAUGAAAGCCUGGCAACGAGGGAUUCCCAAAGUGAAAAUAUGUAUUAUAAACAAGAUAGACACAUCAAAGGGAAAUGUAUACGUAUUGUAGUAGACAAUAUGAAUAAUUAUAGUAUUGUCCUCUGCUCUGCCCACAUUAUUUGCUGUGCAAUAUUCUUCUAAAGUAGUUUUCUGAAUUAUUUAUGAACUGUGAAAGUACACGUUGGUUGUUUUAACAUAAUUGUAGGGAUUUAGAACAUAUAUAUGAGAUGUGUGAUAAUGAUUCAGAAUACAAAUUAAAUUCCACAAGACAUG